CUACAAUGGACUGUUCCACGACGACGGAGACAGAGUAUCAGUCGCUUAGCUUCAUUUAGCGCCGUUUAGCAUCGCUUAGCUCCGCUUAGCUGUUCGUUUGCUUCACUUAGCUCUCCCGCUGUUUUCACGCCACUAAGAUCGCUAUUUUUACAGCUCACUUGCUACUUUGCAUGUCGGCUAUCAUUUAUUUCGAACACAUGAGCGAACGUGCUCGCCAUGAGAGCCAAAGUGCAGUGAAGGACAAGUUCAGAACAGGCCUCUCAUGCCUCUUUUAACUUUCUUCUUCUUCUUCACAACGAACAUAAAAUACACGACAGCACACCCUGUGGCGAAACAAUGUAGUACAGUUCCAAUCAGUCAUACAAAAACACUCAACAGCUGGUUAACAGCAAAAGCACGUCAUGUUCGUCAUAUAAAUAAUGAUUUCUGGAGUUAAUCCCUGCGAUUGGCUGGCAACCAAUUCAGGGUGUCCCCUGCCUACUGCCCGAAGUUAGCUGGGAUAGGCUCCAGCACCUCCGUGACCCUCGUGAGGAAUAAGCGGCAUGGAAAAUGAAUGAAUGAAUGGAGUUAAUCCCACAUAUUUCAGAAUUAAUAUUAUAGUAUGUUGAGUAAAUACUACAUAAUACAGAAUAAGAAUAGCUUUCAAAUGACCCUCUUCAUGACAAAUAUGAUUGGCAGUGAAUAUUUAUUAUAAUUAUUUUACUACUAUUCUAUAUAGUAGUAUACUAUAAUAAUAUUGCUAGAAUUUUUUCUUAAGAAUUGUUUUGAAUAAUGUUGGAAAGGCAAAGUCAGUGUUGUGAAUCUGUUUACUUUCUAUUCUUUUGCACUAGUAAAUGCUAUCAGCAUUUAACCUCAUUGUUUAUUUGUGAUUAAUUAUUGUUAUUUACAUGAUUAUUUGUACUUUAUUAAAGAAUUUAAGUGUUCCAAAAUGGUACUGUGAAUAAAUAAACGUCAACAAAAAUGUCAUUGCUAAAUUAGUUUAAAAAAAAAAAAAAAAAGAAAAAGAAAAUUAUUAGAUUAGUCGACUAAUCGUAAAACUAGUCGGCUGACUAAUCAGGAGAAAAUUUGUCGUUUAGGAUAGCCCUAGUGUACCGGAACAUAUUUACUUCACACCCUUCUCACCUGUUUAACCCCAGACCCAAGAGGUGGGCCCCUGGAUAUGUUCGCCUUAGCCCCCAAAAUUGCCAAGUCCGCCACUGAGUAUACCUUUACAGCUUGACAAAGGAAAGAGUGUGAGCGCCCCUUGUUGGUUGGUGUGUAACCUGUUCCCUGCGGUCCUGCAGGCAUUUUCCCAAGGUCCUAGCGCCUUUUAAGUUUCACUAUGUUAUAUUUUCAACAUGCUGAGCUCUUGUUCACACAACACACAUUGUGCGUUAUAUGAAGCUAAGUAGCUUAUGAUACACAAACGGAGGUAAAUAAUUUUCCGGCCAGUGCAACCAAAUAGGCUUAACAAAUAACAUUACCGUACCCUAUCAUGCUCAAAAAGCGAGUCGAAUGUUUUGAAAGUAAAACAUUGUUAAGUUACACACGGAAGAUGAAGAGAUGGCAUAGUUGCAUAGCUUGCAUUUCGCAAUAAGUUUUUACUUGGCCUACAUCUCCGUCUCGCGAGACCUUGCCGUUGCCAUGGAAGCAGAGGUCGCGGUCCUGACCAAUAUACAAAAACGUUGUAAACUAAGGAGAAAGUUCAAAUUAUGGCAGAAGCAUCACAUAUCUUGGAAUAUAGCGAUGUGAUGGACAAUAACCUUGAGGUAAACGAUGAAGAGCAUGGGGAGAACAUGAAAGAUGAGUUUCUCAGCGAGCAUUUGGACUUAAUCAACCAAAGCCCUGAAAUCAGCCAAAGCCCUCAACCAGAUCAAAUUGGCGACAGAUUUGAACCAGACGGCCGUCAGAUUUUGAUGAACGAGAUGAGGGAGCUGACGGAUGUCAACGGUCGCCUCUUCAAACUACUAAGCGAAAAAGAUUUUGAAAUCAAACGCAUGAAGAAAAAAUGGGAAGACGAGAAAGUGUUCCUCUUAGCUGGUGCAUCCGGCAUGUCAGGUGAUGCAGCUGCAGUUAAGAUAGUGGAGUUGUCCAAAAAGAACCGAGAACUGACUGCCGAAGUGGAGCAAGAGAGAACAAAGUCCAAACAAAAGAGCAAUAGAAUUAAAGUACUUGAGAAUGAUCUACAAACUGCUCAGCAGUCACUACCAGGGCAAAUGUUUGACCGUAGUUUGCAGAAGCAAAACUUCUCUAAAGAGGAAAAUCCAGUGGUCAAGUCUCUGAAAGACAAAUUAUCUGCUACCCAGCUUAAAGCCACAGAGUAUCGCAACCAAGUUCAGUCUCUCAAGCAGGAGUUAAAAAUCGCCCACAAGGUUCUCACAAGUGAGUUUGGAGUAGACGUCAGCGUUCAGCAGUUACUUAGAUGUGCUGGGACCGUUAGAGGACGUGCACAACAGAUUCUGGCUCUUCAAUCAAGGGUGCGUGACUUGGAGCAGCAACUGAGGUCACCUCUAGCAACUGUUUUGAAUGUGUAUGAAGAACAACGUUCGAGAAAUUCCCGUAUAAAUCAAGGCCGUAAUGCUGGCUACAGCCGCAGUGCCGACAAGGAGAAAAAGGAGGCUUUUCAAAGACUCUCGGAAAACAACGAAGCCUUGCAGAGAGACUGCAAUCAAGUGAAGAAAGAGCUGGAAGCUUCCAAAGCCAGGAACAAAUGUCUAACUUCUGACAUGAAAACGCUCAAGUCUCAGAUUUCCUCCCUGUUAAUUAAGAGCAAACACGAUGACGAGCUGAUUGAUGCUAUACUGAAGGAAAAAAGUCGCAUGCUGGAGAUGUUGAAUCAGCUCACCAGUCAGAACAUGACCAGCCAACUAAACUCAGGACAGUCACUGAGCAGCGAGCUCGCUGAACAGAAGAUGCUCAUUCAGAACUUAUACCAAGUGAUCGCUGAUAAAGAAAGCACCAUUAAGGAAUUAGAGGACAAAAUCAAGAAGUUCUCCAAUGAUCAGGCCACUACUGACAAAUAAUGUUGAAAAAUUUGUUGGGGAAAAAAAGAUAUCAGAUGUCAAUACACUAUUUCAUGUAAUAGCUUAUAUCAGUGCUGGUAUUAGACAUUUCAGGCCUCGAGUGUUUCACUUAUACAAGCCAAACACACCUGAGUGUGCAAUGUCCACUUGUUACUUGUGUUUUUGGGAGUUUUGUCGCCCUCUGCUGGCGCUUUGGUGCGACUGAUUUUAUGGGCUUUAGCACCCAUGAGCAUUGUGUAAUUAUAGAUGUCAACAAUGGCGGGCUACUAGUUUAUUUUUUGAUUGAAAAUUUUACAAAGUUUAUUAAAAUGAAAACUUUAAGAGGGGUUUUAAUAUAAAAUUUCUAUAACUUGUACUAACAUUCAUGUUUUAAGAACUACAAGUCUUUCUAUCCAUGGAUCGCUUUAACAGAAUGUUAAUAAUGUUAAUGCCAUCUUGUUGAUUUAUUGUUAUAAUAAUACAGUACUUAUGUACCGUAUGUUGAAUGAAUAUAUCCAUCUUGUGUCUUAUCGUAUAUUGAAUGUAUAUAUCCAUCUUGUGUCUUAUCUUUCCAUUCCAACAAUAAUUUACAGAAAAAUAUGGCAUAUUUUUUAGAUCAGGGGUCAUGAAUUAAAAAUCCUCUGGGUCCGAAAUGAAAAAAUUACAACAAUCUUGGGUCCGGAAAUAUUUUUAAUGCUUCUUUUUUUUCCCAAAAAUACAAACCGAUUUUUACGUGGCCAUGCUGAUAAUUACAACAUUCAAAAAUGUAAAUAAAAUAUAAA
Molecule: messenger RNA, 3763 nt
Organism: Corythoichthys intestinalis (scribbled pipefish)
Lineage: Eukaryota; Metazoa; Chordata; Actinopteri; Syngnathiformes; Syngnathidae
Product: coiled-coil domain-containing protein 13-like
Exons: 10
Coding region: 1692-3002 (436 amino acids)
Biological process (GO): cytoplasmic microtubule organization; non-motile cilium assembly
Cellular component (GO): centriolar satellite
Source: RefSeq, a predicted model, not a curated record